AUGGCUUGUAAAAGUGGAGGAAAUGGAUUUUCACAAAUGGAAGAAUUAAUUAUGCUUCCAUAUUCGUUUCGAACCAGUGGAAGAGCACAAACGUGUUCGACGAUAUUUUGGCUUAACUAUGGCGCCACCUCUUUGCUAUUAGUCGGAGCAAGUUUAAUGGUUACGAUAAAACAGUUCGGUGGACGUCCGAUAGAGUGCAUGGUUGACAAAGAAUUAAACGGAGAAGUAGUGAAUAAUUAUUGUUGGAUACAUUCGACAUUUUCAUCGUGGAAAAUUUUUGAUAAUUUUAACGAAAGCGAUUCGGUCGAAACGGGGGAUGAUAAUGAUGAUAAAUCAAAUUCGAAUAAGUUUAUUUUCAUGUUGGAAAACGAUCGUUUUAAAUUAUACAAUUCGAAACAGAUAAAUGAGGAUAACAUGAAUCCAUUGUCAAGGUAUUCUGAUAGAUUUUGGCACAGUCAUGGACCUUAUCCUGGAGUGGAUACCAUCACCGAUGAUAGUUUUUUAAGAUAUCAUAAAUACGUACAAUGGGUUGCUGGAAUUUUAGUUAUCCAGGUAAGACACAUUUACAAUUUCUUUCAUUUUACGACGAUGAAAUUACCUUGGGAAAAUUUGGAAAAACACCGACAACCGUCAUCGCCUCCCCUUUUUUUAAAAUUAAACCUAUAA
This is a messenger RNA of Pediculus humanus corporis (human body louse), 666 nucleotides long. RefSeq names its product innexin, putative. The record is from RefSeq and is a predicted model, not a curated record. Gene Ontology annotation, molecular function: gap junction channel activity. Gene Ontology annotation, cellular component: plasma membrane; gap junction. NCBI's taxonomy places the organism in Eukaryota, Metazoa, Arthropoda, Insecta, Psocodea, Pediculidae. The transcript has 2 exons. Gene Ontology annotation, biological process: phototransduction. Bases 1 to 666 code for a protein of 221 amino acids.